This is a messenger RNA of Ziziphus jujuba (common jujube), 921 nucleotides long. Its product is annotated as patatin-like protein 2. Gene Ontology annotation, molecular function: monoacylglycerol lipase activity; glycerophospholipase activity. The transcript has 6 exons. Lineage: Eukaryota; Viridiplantae; Streptophyta; Magnoliopsida; Rosales; Rhamnaceae. Bases 1 to 921 code for a protein of 306 amino acids. The record is from RefSeq and is a predicted model, not a curated record.
AUGGUGGCUAUGGUUGGUGAGGCUGUGAAAAAGGAUAAUAAUCCAGAUGCUAGGAUUGCAGACUACGUCGACUUCAUUGCAGGGACAAGCACAGGAGGCCUGAUAACAGCCAUGCUUACAACACCAAAUGAUACCAGCAGUCCUACAUUUGCUGCAAAAGAUAUUGUUGAUUUCUAUCUAAAGAACUCCAAAUUCAUCUUUCCUGAUGAAGAUUCUAUAGAGGCCAACAAGAAUCUCCUCCUUGUUGCCACAUCUGCAGCAACUUACUACCUCCCUCCACACCAUUUUCAGAACAAGUCAUCAAAAGGAAGCAUUGAGGAUUUCAACCUCGUUGAUGGAGGUGUUGCAGCCAAUAAUCCAAACUUGUUUGCCAUUUGUGCGUUGAUGAGGGAGUGGUCACAAAGUAAAAGUCCUUCAUUCUUGAAAAGUACGGAACAUAGUAAGUUUCUUAUCCUUUCUGUUGGAAUUGGAUCAUCGAAUUUGAGUAACAAGUUGGAGGUUGGAGAUCCAAAUGAAUGGGGACUUCUCAAGUGGUUCAUAGGGCCAGAGGAAACCACCCCCUUAAUGGAUGUUUUUACCACUGCAAUGAAUGAUAUGGUUGACAUCUACAUCUCUGUUUUCUAUGGAACUAUGGUUGACAUCUACAUCUCUGUUUUAUAUGGAACCAGUGGGUCCAAGGAAAAUCAUCUUCGGAUUCAGACCGAUAGCUUGGAUCUUACUGAGGCCUCCACUGAUAAGUCGAGUAAAAAUAACCUUGACAAACUUGACAAGAUUGACGAUGAGCUCUUGAAGAAGCCUGUUUCACAAAUAAACUUUGAUAAUGGUUUAUAUGAACCAAUUGAAGGCCACGGCACAAAUGAAGAAGCUCUUGUCAAGUUUGCUGAAAGAUUGUCAGGAGAAAGGAAGAAGCGAGUUGCAUAG